Messenger RNA from Vanrija pseudolonga, 1812 nucleotides. RefSeq names its product Cathepsin D. Gene Ontology annotation, molecular function: aspartic-type endopeptidase activity. The coding region runs from base 1 to 1812 and encodes 603 amino acids. NCBI's taxonomy places the organism in Eukaryota, Fungi, Basidiomycota, Tremellomycetes, Trichosporonales, Trichosporonaceae. The transcript has 2 exons. The record is from RefSeq and is a predicted model, not a curated record. Gene Ontology annotation, biological process: proteolysis.
AUGAUGCUCACAAGUGCCGCCGUCCUGCUGGCUGUGCUGGCCACCGCCGGCGCGCGCGACGCUGUGCCCGUCCGCAUCCCGAUCAACACCGGUACGGAGCGAUACCACCUCGACGGCGCGGUGCGCGAGGCGUGGGCCCGCAGCAUGGGCGCGCACACGGCCAGGCGCUGGCUCAAGCGCCAGGCCGCGGCACCAGGCAAUCUCACUGCUGUGGCCGAGCCACUCGUCAACUGGUCUACGGACAAGCUGUACACUGCCCAAGUGGGCUUUGGCACCCCGCCGCAGUACUUCGACAUGCACCUCGACACCGGCUCGGCCGACCUGUACGUCUACGGCUCGGAGUGCACGGCGUCGGCGUGCUCCAAGGGCGGGCGGUACGACGGGUCCAAGUCGUCGACAUACACCCCGCUCGACCUCCCGCCCGCGAACAUCACCUACGGGGUGGGCUUCACCCGCGGGCCUUGGGCGGCAGACAACAUUGAGUUUGCGGGUAUCCGCGCUGUCAACCACACGUUUGUGCGCGCGCUCGACACGGACGACACGUACUCGACCACCAACAUCUCCGGCCUGAUGGGCUUUGCGUGGCAGAACCUCAGCCACCAGAACGUGCUGCCGUUCUGGCAGGACGUCAUCCAGCAGAUGGCCGACCAGCGCUUCUCGUUCUACCUGCAGCGUAAUGAGAAGUACUCGGACUACUCUGCCGCGGGCGGCGAGCUCGUCAUUGGCGGCACCAACCCGCAGUACUACACCGGCGACUUCAACUACAUCAAGUCGCGCACCGACUUCUGGUCGAUCGGCCUCGACGGCCUCAAGGUCAACGGCGAGUUUGUCGCCACGUCGCCCAACAAUGUCAACCUGGCCUACGCGGCGAUCGACACCGGGACCUCGCUCAUCAGCGGGCCCGCAGAGCAGGUCGCGGCCAUCUACGCCAAGGUGCCCGGCGCCGAGCGCGCCACCGAGCCCGGGUACAAGGGUUACUGGAAGUUCCCGUGCAAAUCCAACUUUACGUUCGCCUUCUCGUUCGGCGGCGUAGAGUACCCCAUCCCGUUCCGCGACCUCGUCAUGUACUCGAGCGGGGAGGAGUUUGACAGCGCGACCUGCCUCGGCUCGAUCUUCUCGCUCGAGGGUCUCAGCGGCGUGAACAGCUGGAUCGUCGGCGACGCGUUCCUCAAGAACGUGUACACCACGUUCAGGUACGAGCCGCCUGCUGUGGGCUUCGCGCAGCUCGCGCCGCCGUACGCGCUUUCGCUUGAUGAGCGGCCGGCCCACAGCGGGCUGAACGGCACGCUCUCGCCCAACGCGACCGUCAUCCCCGUGGCGGGCAACAACAGCGCCACGCUCACCGUCCCCGCCGACGCCCAGGGCGUGGUGUACACUGCGACCGCGUCCGGGCCAGGCAACCCCAACAACACGGCGACGCUCAGCACGUCGUACAGCGGAGUCGCGACGACCAAGGGGAACAUUCAGGUGCUGAGCACGAGCGGGGUGGCCGUGCGGACGACGCAGGCGAUCGGGGCGGCGCAGUCGACUGCCAAUGCCGCGGUGCAGUCUAGCAGUGCGACAGCCGCUGUGGUUCCUACCAAGGCGCAGAAUGUCGUGCUGGCUAACAACCAGGCAUCGCUCCCGACUACUGUGUCGCCUGAGAGCGCCUCUAGCUCCGCGCCGGCCAACAGCAGCACAGGCGUCGUGCUUGCUAGCCCCUCGGCCCCCGCCGGCACCGCGGCCCCAGUGCCCGCCACCAGCCCCAGCGGCGCCAAGCCCCCUCCCAAGUGCCGUCCGAAGAGCAAGCGCGCGGUACGCAAGAGCUUCUAG